ACCAAAUCCCCAUGAUGAGGUUGUACAGAACAGAGAGAAAAAAAUGCAACCCCAUACGACCUUCGCCUCAACGGCAGCAGUAACGGGGAAGCCAAGGAAAGGAGAAUCAUUAAAUUUUCUACAAAUCAUUAUCCACGAUAAAACGUAAAUUCAUAAUUAAUCAUGUAAUUUACUUAAGCAACUUCUUUUUCUCUCUCUUUCGCUCUCCUGCUUGCGUUCAACAACAUCGAAAAAACGGUCGUCAGAGAUGGUUUUUGUGUUUAGUUUUUUUUGUUAAAUAAAACUUCACCACACAACUACCAGCAAAGCAAGUUUGCAAAAAAAGGCAAAUAUUUGAUGGAAUAAAGCGUGUAUUUGCGCUGUGGACUACUGCUACGGACGGUCGGUUGCACUUGCGCUGUUUACCAUGGUUUUUCUGGUUUUCUGUUUUGGUCUGUUCCCAUUUUUUUUCUUUCUGCCUUCCAACAACAGGGUAGAACAAAAAGUAGGGGAAGCUUCCCCCGUUUGAAAGUGGGCGUAACUUUUCAACCCAGGUACGUGAAUGGCCACAUGAAUGGAUGUGGGUAGGGGUUGACGGAUACGGCAAAACGAAUACACACGGGCUCAGCUUCCAAUUCGUGAAUGGUUGCUUUAGUGCUGUUUCGUUUUUUUUUCUUUCUUUCAUCCCCAUUCAUUUACCUUCACACCUUCCAACCACCCCCCGGUGGUUCCUAUAUAUGUUACGUUAUGUUUUUAUGCUGCACCGAAACAGUCAGUAUUGCUCGAGAAACUGAAGUGAACGGAUCGUCGAAACGUCGCUGCGCACACGGGCCUCUUUCGGUUGUUUUACACAGUAUAGUCAUUUUCCACGUGUCGAACAUUAACAUGCGAUGAUCGAUCGUUGUUAAAAGUUCGCUUACAAACUUCGAUCGUGUGCGAUUUCUUCAGUGCAAAAAAGUGUACAAACCGCUCUGUGCGUGAAUAUUUUUUAGUUAACAGUGUGCAAUUUAUUUGUGUUUUUGUGUGCCAAAUACACGAUACCACUAGUCUUGUUGUGCGGUGAAUAUUGUCCAUUGUUGUGAGCGAACACAGCAAAAUAAUGCCACGACCAUCGCGUGAUUCGUACGGCGAUCAGAAGCCACCGUACUCGUACAUCUCCCUCACAGCGAUGGCUAUUUGGUCGUCGCCGGAAAAGAUGCUUUCGCUAAAUGACAUCUACCAGUUCAUCACCGAUCGGUUCCCGUACUAUCGCACCAAUACGCAACGGUGGCAGAAUUCGCUACGGCACAACCUUAGCUUCAACGAUUGCUUCAUCAAGGUGCCAAGGCGCCCGGAUCGGCCGGGCAAGGGCGCUUACUGGACGCUACACCCGAAAGCGUUCGAUAUGUUCCAGAACGGCAGUUUGCUCCGUCGGCGAAAGCGCUUCAAGCUGCACCAGACGGACAAGGAAUGUUUGAACGAAGAAUUCAUCGCGCUCGCCAAUAUGAAUCGGUUCUUUAUGGCACAGAAUGGUGCACCGACGUAUCAUCACGAUUCGGCCGCAUACUAUCCCCCGCUGGCGGAACCGAUCGGGACGAGCCUUUCACCCAGCAUGGUGUAUGCGCCUAUCUCACCACCACUCUCACCACCGGAAGACAUUGCCGGCGUUGGUCAAUCGGUCGGUAAUGGAGAGUCCGGAUCCGAAUCACCUGCCAGUGUUGUUUCCCUACCGCCAGCAACGACCACGACGACAGUAAGCAGCAACCCAAAACCAAAGCGAUCCUUCACGAUCGAAAGUCUCAUCGAACCGGACAGUUCAUCCGACUCCGAGGAAGGUACGGACCGUCCACAACCGUACCAAUUCCAGCAGCACCAGCAACAGCAAUUGGAACAUCUUCGCCAUCUAAGUCAGCAGCAGCUGAUGAGCAAUCUAACCGCGUUCAACGAGUAUGCGGCAGCGAUGCAACAUCACCAGCAGCAGCAGCACCAGCACCAACAGCAUCAAGCAGCGGUAGCCGCAGCUGCAGCAGCCGCCGCCCUUGGUAGCUCCUACACGGGAAGUGUCCCACUACAUCCGCUACUGUUACCGCUAGGGAAAAUGCAAUCUCCUGCCACCUACUUCUUGCAUGCGGGCGCCUCCUACCAUCACCAUACGCACCAUCUGCAUCAUCUCUAUCCGCCCCAUCUGCCGGUAUCUGCCGCAGCAGCAGCAGCAGCCAGCGGACCAGCGCAUCAUCUUCAUCCGCAUGAGCUAGCACAUCAAGGUUUGCGACCGGAACCACCGUCGCUAGCGAUCGCUUAAGAUUUUGUUCUGUUUUCAUACGUUUGGAAGGGGAGCGAUCUCGUUACUAGAACCUGGUAGUGACAUGAACCGUGAAUCAGCUUUAAACCACAUCUCCACAUCCUCGACAUAUUGGCAAUAGAAGACAUGGUGCUUACCCCCCGGGAACGGACUAAUCGGGCCGUUGGACUGAAUUGUGAUGUUUUUUUUUGCGUCCGCGUAAUAUUAUUAGAUUUUAUUUUGACACUCGAUUGUAAGUGCUUUGUAUUAAGGAGAAACGGAAAUGUUGUAUUUGUAGUUUUGCGUUGUAAUAGCCUGACCAGAACUGUAUACCGUAAAUAAAAGAUUAUUUUAUUCCUCGCGAUGGAGGUAAGAGACGAACCCCGUCGGUAGUUUAA
This is a messenger RNA of Anopheles funestus (African malaria mosquito), 2637 nucleotides long. RefSeq names its product fork head domain-containing protein FD4-like. NCBI's taxonomy places the organism in Eukaryota, Metazoa, Arthropoda, Insecta, Diptera, Culicidae. Gene Ontology annotation, molecular function: DNA-binding transcription factor activity, RNA polymerase II-specific; RNA polymerase II cis-regulatory region sequence-specific DNA binding. Gene Ontology annotation, biological process: cell differentiation; anatomical structure morphogenesis; regulation of transcription by RNA polymerase II. The record is from RefSeq and is a predicted model, not a curated record. Bases 1079 to 2260 code for a protein of 393 amino acids. The transcript has a single exon.